Spizellomyces punctatus DAOM BR117 is the source of this 6162-nucleotide messenger RNA. RefSeq lists its product as uncharacterized. NCBI's taxonomy places the organism in Eukaryota, Fungi, Chytridiomycota, Chytridiomycetes, Spizellomycetales, Spizellomycetaceae. The record is from RefSeq and is a predicted model, not a curated record. The transcript has 26 exons. Bases 1 to 6015 code for a protein of 2004 amino acids. Gene Ontology annotation, molecular function: protein binding.
AUGGCGGACUCGAGAAGACCACACAGGGAAGGCGAUUCCAGGGCAGCUUCAAGCCAUGGUAACCGUCCUCCUCCCAUCUCACGUAAAUCGUCGCUGGCAGGAGACGCCGGCAUGACUUCCAUGCUUCCUCCGGGAAGCACUGGUCGUCGACCAUCCACAAUGCAUGGUGAUGCGGGAGUCCAAGGACGUCGCCCGUCUUCACAACCAGGAACACUUCCACAUGACUCUGCAACUACCAAUACUAAGCGCACAACCGCCGUAGGAGAUCCAAUUCCCCAGACAACGUCUUUACCAGCACCGGGUGACCCGAUAGCAUCGCCGAACCGAUCGGCCGUAGGAACUGCCAUCUCAAACUCUCGGGAGCACUUGAUAGCAAAGACGUCUAGUAAGCAGUCAAAUAUGAAUCUGAUGCUGGACGAUAACUUCUUCUAUGACAAGUUGGCGUUCAAGCCAAGUGAUGUUUCGGCGAAACAGAUGGAUGCAGCAAGCUUGUCCUUAUUUUAUUCCUUUGGCUUCGAGUCGCAUCGUCGAAAUAACUUACACUACUUGAAUGAACACACUGUCGCCACCGUUGUUGGCAAUGUUCUAGUGUUCCUGAACUUGCGCACGUUGGACCAGGACUACAUGCCUGGCUUGCGGGAUGGUGCGAUUGGGUCAAUAGCGGUCCAUCCUUCUCACCGCUACAUUGCUGUUGCCGAAAUAUCCUACGAAUCUCCCAACAUCUACAUCUUCGAGUAUCCCUCCCUUCAACUCUAUCGAGUCCUUCGCCAGGGUGCCGAGCGUGGCUUUUCUGACAUUUGCUUCAACAAUCAAGGCGACAAACUUGCAAGUGUUGGAAUGGACCCGGACUACAUGCUCACUCUCUGGGAUUGGAAACAAGAAAAGAUUGUUUUGAGAAGCAAGGCAUUUUCGCAGGAUGUAUAUAGUGUUGCGUUCUCUCCCGACACGGAUGGCCAGCUCACAACAUCUGGAAUGGGUCACAUAAAGUUUUGGCGAAUGGCAAGCACAUUCACCGGGCUCAAGCUGCAAGGAUACAUUGGCAAAUUUGGCUUAACUGAACUCACCGAUAUCGCAACAUUUGUUCAACUCCCUGACGGCAAAGUCCUUUCCAGCACUGAAACAGGCAAUUUGCUUUUGUGGGACGGAGGAAUGAUCAAGUGCGAGAUUGCGGGCAAAGGCAAAAAACCUUGUCAUCAGGGCCGAGUUGAGGUGAUUCUGCUGGUGGAGGGAGAGAUCUUCACUGCGGGGGAGGACGGCUAUAUUCGGGUUUGGGAUUUUGAAACAAUCGAUACGGCGGACGUAGUCACGGGCCAGGCGCGAGUAUUUGAAAUGGAACCUAUUGACGAAAUCUUGAUAGGAAAAGACGUUAAGAUCAAAACAAUGAUUAAAUCAAUGGGGGCGACGACGGAAUAUCUCGUGCAAGAUCAAUUGGGGCAUUUGUUCAAAGUGGAUACUCAAAAAAGGUCUGCUGAGAAAAUCGUGUCAUUUCACUCGGGAGGUAUAGCGGGCGUAGAUACAAGUCCACUUGGGCACUCCAUGGUCAGUCUCGGGAUGGACGGUACCUUGCGAACAUACGACUACAUUACCAAAACCCUGGCUGGGAUGACAAAAUAUCCAAGUGGCGGUACAGCUUUGGUAUAUCUUCCCGAGACUUUAGAUGCGCGAGGCUGCACAUUGGCGGCAGGAUUCUCAGAUGGAGUCUUACGAAUCAUCUCCCAUACACCACUGAACGUUGGUGGGGGUAACAUUGCCUUCGACCUUCAGUAUGUUUUCAAACCUCAUAAUGGUUCUAUAUCUUCGAUUGGCAUCUCCGCCGACGGAACUUGGCUCGCAAGUACAUCAACCGACAAAACUGUUUUCUUUUUUAAAAUCAAUUCUGAAAUGCCUCCCAUGGUCAAUGAAGAGCAGCCCCCGGUCAUCUUUUCUCCAAAAUUCGUGAAACUUAUACCGAUCGGAUUCCUGCCAGUGGCAGCCGUUCCCACCAAACUCUCGUUUUCUCCGGACAACCAUCUGAAUAUAGACGAGAUUGAGCCUGUGGAAGACGACGGUUUUAAUGACCAUGAGAUCAAGGGAGAUGGGGACGUGAGGGACGAGGAAAUUGAAGGAAAGCGGGCUUUUAUGAUAUUGGAAACUGGCGAGCUUUUAUCUAUGAUCGUUCCCCUGCCAGAAUCCGUUGACAAUAGUUUGACAUUCGAGCUGAAGCCUGAGCAACUGCAAAUCAAACGAUGGACACUGAGUGUACCUACUGCAGCUCCAACUCCUGCUGCAACUGCUGCCGCCCAGGAAGCUCGAGCGAGUGGUGGCAUAGAUGCAGACCAGGAUGCCUCAGCAGAAGCCAAAACAGUGGAGUCACCUGAAGAACCCGAAAGUAUCAGUGGAAGACUAACGUCCGCCGCGCGCAAAAAACAUGGUUUGGUCAUUGAGGACGAAUCUCCCAUCACAAAUGUGAUGUAUCUCGAAGGCGGAUACUUUCUGAUAGCUCUCCAAAACAAAGACGGAGAGUACGAAAUACGGGCGUGCAAAUAUAGAACACCCAAGCAAAGCAGGUUGGUCCUGGUCUACAAGGCACCAUUUACGGACAUGCGUCUGUCAACUUCCGGGAAGUACCUCCUUGCGGGUGCAACAGAUGGGAUGACGUGCAUACGCAAGUUCCGCCUGGAGGAUAUCCUUCUGUAUCGAUGGACUGGGGGACACGAAGUAUAUGCACGAUAUUCGCAAGCCUUUGAUGAAGAAGAAGCCAGUGCAGCCGCGCGACGUGCAACAGAGCAAGCAGCUAUAGUCGAAGAACCUGACUCUACAGACGAUUUAACCCGAACAGUAGAUGUACCCGGCCAAUAUUGGUUCGGUCAUGCACAUAAUAGCAAGAACGGGAGAAUUACCAGUGUGGCCGCCACCUUUGAUGAUGCGUUCUUUGCGACUGCAGGAGCAGAUGGCGGCUUAUUCGUGUGGAGAGUUAGCAUGGAAGAUAUCAAGAGCAGCGAAGCCUAUGAAGGUUCCGAAUUGCUCGAGAUCGAUCAAGGGAACAUGAUAGAUGACAUCGUUGACUCCAACGCCUAUUCCCUGCAAGAAGCCAAAGUCAAAUCCGAAAAAGAUAAAGAAAUCGAGGACGCAGAGAACAAGAAGCAGGUGACGAGAGACGACAUCCAAGAACUACGCAACGAGUUCUUGAAACUAGUGGCAGAAAACGAAAAGGCCCCUCCCGAGCAACAAAUAGCACGCACGGCUUUGACGAUAGAUCCCGAUCUUCAAGCCGACAUAGAGCGCGAAUCCGAAGAGAAAAUCCGUCUAGUCCGCAAGGAACUCGAAUGGAUCUCUGAGAAAGAAUCUAUCAUCCCAAACAAAUUACGCAAAACUUUCUUGGACGUUCUUCAGACUGAGCGUAUUGAGAUACGGGCAUUCAAGGCAAACCACAUUGUCGCUACAUUCCGUACAACCAAGCUAGAGCAAUCCGUUGAGGUUGCGCUUCAACCCCUUUCGAGCGGUGACGGUCGACCUUCUAGGACUGUGGGAUAUGCGAGGGAGCAUUCUGCCGGUCAAGCCCAUAGAGGCGACAUACCCGAGACAGUCUCACACGAAUCUAUGAAUCCGUCCAAAAAAGCCGAAAAGCCCACGGAUGCUAAAAGCAAGCUAGAAGCCCGCAAACAACUCCGGGCGGAGCGUGCUAGUAUGUGGAAGGAGCUUAUGGACGCCAAGCCUGACGAGAGUUACGAAGACCCUCGAGACGUAGCAGCAAUCCGAUAUGCUGAGCAGCAUAUGGGGGAUUACAAACUUAAGACUGGAGAAAAAUACAUCGUACCGGAGAGUGAGAGAGUUGAUGCUGAUAAGAAGCGGAGACAGAUUUUAUUGCUCAAAGAGAGCGUAUUCUCGUUGAAAGAGCAUUUCAAUCAAAAAGUUUUGAACCUUCGGGACCGUAAAAAGUUUCUGGUCGAGCAAGUUGAUAUUCAAAAUCGUCAGCUUGAAGAAAUCAACACAGAACUGGUUACUCUUGGAGUACCUAUCGAGGACAAGUUGUGGACUCCCACAAUGGAGGCAUCCGCUUACCCAGAAAACCGAUAUAAAGUAACAGCAGCGGAUAUUGCUCAAUUCCAAAAAGAAGACGCACAAGCUGUCAGCGCUGCAAGAGGAAACCAGGACGAUCUAAUGGGAGGUUUCGGUAGCUCUGCAGUUCAAACCAAAGAGGCAGCACCUACUGGUGCCGCAACCAUUGCAAAGAGUCGGCCCACGACCCAACAACACCCUCCUCUUUCUAGGGGAGCCAGUGCGAUUGGAAUGGGACUGCCACCAGAUUCCAGACCAGUUAGUGAGGCUCCUGCCCUUACCAGGACUGCUAGCGAUGCGGAGACUGCACAGCAGAAGUCACCUUUGGAAAUUAGGGAACAGGAGAUUAGACAGAAGGAGUUGGUAUACAAGAAGAAGAAAAUUGUUUCGGCAAUCGAUCAAGCAAUCAAGAGUUUUGACACCUCACUUGACAGACUGGUGAAAGAGAAGGUUGUCCUUGAAGCAGAUCUCAAAUCCGCGGACAUGAAGCUCCUCCUUCUGUACAGAGAAUGGGUACUCCUCAAAGAAUUCGAAAAGCACGAUCGACACUUGGCGGACAAAUUAACACAGAAGCGAAACGAAAAAGACGAGAUAGAUGGCAAGAUCAAGGAAUGUCAAGAGAAGCUUAACGCCAAAAAGUCUGAAAUCGAGCAGGUUAUCAAAAAAGAAAAAGAAGUCCAAGAAGAAUUCCGUAAGACUCUGGGAGAGAAUAAUCGGUAUGAGGAAUUCUUGACCAGAGUUUUCAGGAAGAAAAUUAAGCGAAGCAAGAAAAAGUCCAAACCAGAGGGAACGGCUUCCAAAGGAGAAGGCUCCAAUGAGGACGAGGAUGAAGUUGAGGAAGAAGAGGACAUGGAUGAAGAUGAAGACGACAUGGAUGACUAUGAUGAUGAAGAAUCAGUCACAUCCGAAAAUGAUUUGGAGGGCGGUGAAGAAUGCCCACCCGAUUACGAUAAGGCUUCAUUUGCCAGAGUGUUAGAGUUGAGAGAAGAAAGGCUUGACCAGGAAGAUAUUUUAGCAGAGAUACAAAAAGCUGUUGAGGUCCUCAAGAAGGAAAACGAUGCCCUUAUCAAAAAAGAGAAAAUUAUUGAUAUGGCCCUGCGCACCACAGAGAGCGAAAUUCAAGAGUUCCAAACACAAAAGCAGCAAAAACUAAACGAACUCGAUGUCGUGGUUCCUUUGCGCCUCCAUCAGAUGCAAUACCUGGAGCGCAAUACCCUGCCAACGGACUUGUCUCCAGCUCUGGUAUUUGUCAAUGAAGGGUUGUCUAAAUUACGGAACCGUAUCAAGGAGCUCCAGCAAGAAAAAGCGGAUAUCCGGAAACAGCACAAGGAAUUAAGGAAGAUGCACGUGAACCUCAUCAAAAGCCGAAAGGAAAAGCAACUGAAGCUGCAAGAGCUAGAAGCGCGGGCAACAGACGUCCAGAUGCUCAAAUUCGGUCAUAUCAUCGAUUUGGAAAAAUUGGAAAGAAUGGGCGUGAACAAAGGUGCAGAUGAAUUGCGCGAGAAGCUUGCUAAGGAAGACGCAAAGCGCUUAAAGGAAGUCGAGGAAUUGGAGGUGCAAUUGAACCGCCUAAAGGAAGAAAUUACUGAUGUUACAAGAGAGAACACAGUUCGGUUAGAGAGUCUUGUUGACCUGACCGACGCGCGACAGAAGCUUGAAGAGCAGCUCAAUACCAGCCAGCUCUCCGCGACGGCAGAAUACUCAGGUCCUCAACGAAAGGACGUGCAAGAACGGGAAAAAUUAGUAACUUUGGUGCAUACCCAAGCCCAAGAGAUCGAGGAUCUUAAACGGGAAAUUGAACUGCUUAUACGAAAACCCAUGCGACACCUUCCCCCGGUCCUUCGAAGUCGCCUACAGACCCAAUCGCAGGGACCCCCAGUACAAACCGGGGGGAUGGCUACUGGGGAGGGAAUCGUGUUCGGAGCCUUUGAUGCACAGAGUGUACCAAAUGCAGCAGAAGCAAUUUCACAGGAAUAAAUAUAUCCAUGAGUACAAGCCGCCAGCGCGGGCGCUGAGGCUAGGUAUUUUAUUUAAUAGUACUAGGACUGUUGGAUGCGUAACUAGUUAAUGGCUCUGUAUGUUCAGACUGCACCUCUUUUAAUCUGAUCUAUAUCAUCUAAUGUC